CAUCCGGCGCAGCCUCUGGUGCUUGCGCUCUGUGCAGGGGUGCCCGGUGACGUCCGGUGGAGUCCAAGAUGGCGCCGCUAGGUUGACCCUAGUCUCGAUAACGGAAGUGUCUCCUCUCCUCGCCUGAAGCCCCUUGGGGGAUCCUGCGUCGCUCCUUGCUGCCCGAAGCAAUGUCUGGGCCGGGCAACAAACGUGCUGCGGGCGAUGGGGGCUCCGGGCCCCCAGAGAAAAAGCUGAACCGCGAGGAGAAGACCACAACCACUCUUAUCGAGCCCAUUCGACUUGGAGGCAUUUCUUCCACGGAGGAGAUGGACUUGAAGGUACUGCAGUUCAAGAAUAAGAAGCUAGCAGAGCGAUUGGAACAGCGACAGGCUUGUGAAGAUGAACUCCGAGAACGAAUUGAAAAAUUGGAGAAGCGGCAGGCCACAGAUGAUGCCACACUCCUCAUUGUCAAUCGCUACUGGGCCCAGCUAGAUGAAACUGUGGAAGCUCUUCUCCGAUGCCAUGAGAGCCAACGAGAUCUCUCUGCAAGGACCGAGGCAUCUGGGACCCAGGAGGGGCCAACACGUGAUAUGACCCCUCUCACGGAGCCAGGGACGUCAGAGCUGAGGGAACCCCUACCAAUGCAGCUGCGACCCCCUCUCAGUGAGCCAGCCUUGGCUUUUGUAGUAGCACUGGGUGCCAGCAGCAGUGAGGAAGUGGAGCUGCAGCUGCAGGGCCGGAUGGAAUUCUCCAAGGCAGCCGUGUCCCGCUUGGUAGAGGCAUCAGACUGCCUACAGCGCCGGGUGGAGGAACUCUGUCAGCGAGUGUACAGCCGAGGGGACGGUGAACCUCCCAGUGAGGUGGCUCAGGCACGCACAAGAGAGCUGGGCCGGGAGAACCGGCGACUGCAGGAUUUGGCCACUCAGCUACAGGAGAAGCACCACCGCAUCUCACUGGAGUACUCUGAGCUCCAGGAUAAAGUGACAUCAGCUGAAACGAAGGUGCUAGAGAUGGAGACAACGGUGGAGGACCUGCAGUGGGACAUUGAGAAGCUGCGCAAACGAGAGCAAAAACUCAAUAAGCACCUGGCAGAGGCCUUGGAGCAGCUGAACUCUGGGUACUAUGUGUCUGGGAGCUCCUCAGGCUUCCAAGGGGGCCAGAUCACACUCAGCAUGCAGAAGUUUGAGAUGUUGAAUGCAGAGUUGGAGGAAAACCAGGAAUUGGCCAAUAGCCGCAUGGCAGAGCUGGAGAAGCUGCAGACCGAACUUCAGGGGGCUGUAAGGACCAAUGAACGCCUCAAGGUGGCCCUGCGGAGCCUUCCUGAGGAGGUAGUGCGUGAGACUGGAGAGUACCGCAUGCUGCAGGCCCAAUUCUCGCUGCUCUACAAUGAGUCCCUGCAAGUGAAGACCCAGCUGGAUGAAGCCCGGGGGUUGCUGCUGGCCACUAAGAACUCCCACUUGAGACACAUUGAGCACAUGGAGAGCGAUGAGCUGGGACUGCAGAAGAAGCUGCGCACAGAGGUCAUUCAGCUGGAGGACACUCUGGCCCAGGUACGCAAGGAAUACGAGAUGCUGCGCAUCGAGUUUGAACAGAACCUGGCGGCCAACGAGCAGGCGGGGCCUAUCAACCGUGAGAUGCGCCACCUGAUUAGCAGCCUCCAGAAUCAUAACCACCAGCUGAAAGGGGAUGCCCAGCGAUACAAGCGGAAGCUUCGAGAAGUUCAGGCUGAGAUUGGCAAGCUCCGGGCUCAGACCAGUGGCUCUGCCCACUCUGUCCCCAACCUGGGACACCCAGAGGACUCUGGCCUCAGUGCCCCAGCCCCAGGGAAGGAAGAGAGUGGGCCAGGCCCUGUCAUUACCCCCGAGAGCAGAAAGGAAAUAGCUUUAGUGCCUGGUGCCACCACUGCUGCCUCCUCAGUGAAGAAAGAGGAGCUAGUCCCCUCUGAAGAAGAUGCCCAGUCUUUAACCCCUGGGGCCCAGGGUCCCUCCUCCCGGGGCCGAGAGCCUGAGACCAAGCCCAAGCGAGAACUUCGGGAACGGGAAGGACCUGGCCUGGGACCCCUACCUGUAGCCUCAGCUCUCUCAAGGGCCGAUCGAGAGAAGGCCAAGGUGGAGGAAGUCAAGAGGAAGGAGUCAGAACUGCUCAAGGGUCUCCGGGCAGAGCUCAAGAAGGCCCAGGAGAGCCAGAAGGAGAUGAAGCUGCUACUGGAUAUGUACAAGUCUGCGCCUAAGGAGCAGCGGGACAAAGUGCAGCUCAUGGCAGCCGAACGAAAGGCUAAGGCUGAGGUUGAUGAGCUGCGGAGCCGUAUCCGGGAACUGGAGGAGAGGGACCGAAGGGAGAGCAAGAAGAUUGCAGAUGAGGAUGCCCUCCGGCGCAUUCGGCAGGCAGAGGAGCAGAUUGAACACUUACAACGCAAAUUGGGUGCCACAAAGCAGGAAGAAGAGGCUCUACUCUCAGAGAUGGACGUGACAGGCCAGGCUUUUGAGGACAUGCAGGAGCAGAACGGGCGGCUGCUGCAGCAGUUGCGGGAGAAGGACGAUGCCAACUUCAAGCUGAUGUCCGAGCGGAUCAAGGCCAACCAGAUCCACAAGCUGCUGCGGGAGGAGAAGGAUGAGCUGGGCGAGCAGGUUCUUGGUCUCAAGUCCCAGGUGGAUGCGCAGCUGCUGACUGUGCAGAAGCUGGAGGAGAAGGAGCGGGCCUUACAGGGCAGCCUGGGGGGCGUGGAGAAGGAGCUGACUCUGCGCAGCCAGGCCCUGGAGCUCAACAAGAGGAAGGCUGUGGAAGCUGCCCAGCUGGCCGAGGACCUCAAGGUGCAGUUGGAGCACGUGCAGACUCGUCUUCGAGAGAUCCAGCCCUGCCUGGCAGAGAGCCGGGCUGCUCGUGAGAAGGAGAGUUUCAACCUCAAAAGGGCUCAGGAGGACAUCUCCCGGCUGCGGCGCAAGCUGGAGAAGCAGAGGAAGGUGGAAGUUUAUGCAGAUGCUGAUGAAAUUCUCCAGGAGGAGAUCAAGGAGUACAAGGCGCGGUUGACCUGCCCCUGCUGUAACACCCGCAAGAAGGAUGCAGUUCUUACCAAGUGUUUCCACGUUUUCUGCUUCGAGUGUGUGCGGGGCCGCUAUGAGGCCCGCCAGAGGAAGUGCCCCAAGUGCAACGCAGCCUUUGGUGCCCACGACUUCCACCGCAUCUACAUCAGCUGAAUUUAAGACUCAGGGGACUUUGGAUCACCUGUGGACCCUGGGGGCUGUGCCCCUAGUCUCUCCCUAUCCUAGGUGCAGUGGUUCCAUUCCAGACCCUGUGGGCCCAGUCCCUGCCCAUCUGGUUGGUUUGGGGGCCUUGGUGCAUGCUAUAGGGGUGGAAUCAGUCAGGCUCAACUCCCAUCUUUUCCUGCAGGUUAUUUGCGCCUAGAGGGUACUCAUGUGGGGCCCAGAGUACUUCUAGAGCUUCUUGGAAACUAGUUCUAAUCCUGCUCCUAUCCCCACGGACCCAUCCUAGCCCUGAGGGGAAAAUUCUCCAGGCUGUGUCCUUCCACCCAAGAAAAGGCUCACCGUGGGCCAGCACACCCACAAGUGAAGACCAGGGAUGGACCAGUCCUUCUCCCCCUUGCUAGGCUCUGGGCCUUUGGGAAACUUUCUUCACCCAUUACUUCCCAGUCCCAGCCUGGACAGGGCUCUUGUCCUUCCCAAGGGGACUCGUCCUUGGUGGCCCAAUGUCCUGGACAGUAGGUUGCCACUUACUCGAGGGCCUGAAAGAAGUGCCCCUUCUGGAGGCGCUGCCAUCUUCUGGGAAGCUCUGCAGUUGCUGUGGUCACUGCUCUCCUCGGGAGGGCUGAGUCAAGAUCAUCCGUUACUAUUCUAAGCUGGCCCCACCCCAGCCUAUGCAUCCCACAGCUCCUGAGUCACUUUCAUUCAUCCCAGUGGCCUUAAUUGCCAUGCAGGGGAAGAUUCCCACAUGUGACAUACUGGUCCCAGUUGCUGGGCUGACUUCAGAUCAUUCCAGGUAGAAGAGUUUUGCCCAACACCCUUUGACAGCCUGUAACCACGAUGCUUCCUUCCUGUGCAGCCUGCCUGGGCCAACUUCAUGGGCUGUGAAGUCAGUACCAGGGUGGCCUGGAAGGUGGAGCUGCUGACAGGUGCAGGGACCUACUUGGACUCAGCCUCUGCUCUAGAGAUGUCUUGUAGAGACUGUUCGUUGUUAUGAAUAAACGUGCAACCCUUGGCCUACA
Molecule: messenger RNA, 4201 nt
Organism: Fukomys damarensis (Damara mole-rat)
Lineage: Eukaryota; Metazoa; Chordata; Mammalia; Rodentia; Bathyergidae
Gene: Rnf40
Product: ring finger protein 40
Exons: 20
Coding region: 171-3176 (1001 amino acids)
Cellular component (GO): nucleus; HULC complex
Molecular function (GO): ubiquitin protein ligase activity; metal ion binding
Source: RefSeq, a predicted model, not a curated record